AUUUAUUGCAUUCCUGGGCUACCCUAGUGGGUAUCCCAGGUUAGGCCUCUCACCCCGCCGCCAGAGGUCGCGGGAACAACUACAUUGUCGUCAGUGUUAAACAUGGCUGCACCCGAUACAGACGUCUCAUUACAAAUUGAACCGAGUAAAACACCCGCUAAACUAGAAGAUUUAUCAAAAGAGGGCAAGACACCCCAGGAAGGAGAGCAGUCAUGGGAGGGAACUACUGAGGAACAACGGAAAGAGGAUGUCAAGAAGGCAUCUACACCAACAGAAGAGACACGCCCACCCUGGAAAGGGGUUCUUGUGGAGUGUGCUAAAUUAUGGACUUAUUUGUCAGGUGUUGCAACUUUUGAGAGGACAAAUAUGUUGAGGAAAGGGAGAGAAGUACACAAAAUAUAUGUUGAAGUCAUUAAAGGAAAGACUUUUUUAGAUGAUCAGUUUACGUUGACAGAAUUUGGCCGAAUGGUCUUACAGAAUGGCACCAUCAGAGCAGGACGUGCAAAAAAUGCCAAACAGAUUGUUGUUGCUAGGGAGACACUCUAUUGUAGUGGAUCUGGAGCCUGUAAAAGGGCCUGUGGUUACUAUGGAGAAUGUAUGCCAGGAUGUGACAAGACAAAAAUGAGAGGUCACAAGUGUAGCUACAGAGUCAAACUAACCAUGCGUCUUGGUUACGUCAAUCAUUGGUUCGUAGAAGUUCUCGGUUCACAUGACCAGUUCGCUGCUUCUAACUACAACCUAAGCCAAAGUAUCAUGAACUCUCCAUUAUCAAAGAGCAAUAGUCCGUCUUCACCAAACCAAAGAACUCCACCUAGUGGACGAAAGCCAGAAUCACCAUGCCAUUCACCAAAAAUGACUUCGUCACCAAAUAAGAACUUGCCAAAUAGUGAUGCUUUAAGUAACGGUGCUAUAAAUACAAUGCCAAUGAACUUGCCUACUCAUAAUUUGCCAAAUUCUCUUGCCCCACUCAUAAAUAACUUGCCAAAUUCAGUGUUAUCUAGUCAAAUGGGUUUGCCAUUAGGAUUCCAACAUGUGUUGCCAAUUGCCUCACAGUCUGCCAUAUUUCCUAGUCAGGGUAACCAUGGUAACUUGGCCAGUCUGUUUGCCGGUGCUUCUAGUCAGUAUUUUCCAAUAACACAGAACACAGACCAUUCUUCUCCACAAGAUGUUCCAUUACCUCUAGUCAAAGUGAAAAAAGAACCCAUGGAUGUGGAAAUUGAAAAAGCUGUUGCCAUGGAAAUUAAUGAAGCUUUAAAUAGAAAUGGGUUGGGUAUAUCAAGUCCACCACAGGAAAGAGCCAAAGCACGAAAGAGAUUUACACCAGUCCAAAGAGAAAAUAGAAUGUUUUCAAUAAACAGCAUGGCUACAGAUUCUGAUAGGAAUGGAACCCGACAUGAUCUUGAUUCGCACGUAAGAAAAGAAUUACGAGAAUUAGUAACUCGACGUGAACAUGAGCGUGGAGCAAUGGGGUCAACUGCUGAUUCUGUUUCUAACGAUUCGCCCAUUAAUUAUAGUAUAAAUGGUGAUAAAAAUUGUGAUGAUGCGUACACAUAUGUUUGGGAUGGAGAUACACGAUCUUCUGAGGUUAAUGAUGGGGAAGGCAAACCAAAGGACCUGAUAUCAAGAGUCCAGCAGUUAGAAUCUCAUGUCAAACAACUUAGGAAUGUCGUGUUGAAGAACCAAGGUGACACCAAACAUAGUCGAAAACAGAAACAAAAAGAAUUUGAUUUUAAAAAGUACAACACAAGACAUGUUGCCCUGAAGAUUUCCUAUCUAGGUUGGGACUAUCAUGGCUUUGCUGUUCAAGAAGACACAGAUAAAACCAUAGAACUAGCGUUGUUUGAUGCCCUUAUCAAAACAAAACUAAUAGAAUCAAGGGAAGUAUCAAAUUACCAUAGAUGCGGAAGAACAGAUAAAGGUGUCAGUGCGUUCAGUCAGGUGAUAUCAAUAGAUCUAAGGACCAAUUUAUUAGAGGGACCAGGAGUUAAAGUUAGAGAAGAUGGUACAGCUAAUGACCGACCAGGAGACAAAACCCUAGAGAUUAAAUAUGUCCACAUUCUCAAUAAAGUACUACCUCAAGAGAUCAGAGUGUUGGCCUGGACUCCAGUCAACAAAGACUUUAGUGCUAGAUUUGAUUGUAAAAAGAGAACUUAUAAAUAUUUUUUUCCAAAGGGCAACUUGAACCUGCAGAUAAUGUCUGAAGCAGCUGAUAAACUGGUUGGUGAACAUGACUUCAGGAAUUUUUGUAAGAUGGAUGUUGGUAAUGGGGUUGUGAAUUUUAUGAGAAGAAUUGUCAAAGCUGACAUUGCUGUCCUUGAUGAACGUGAUAGUGAGUACCAGAUGUGUGAGCUAACCAUUACAGGCUUAGCAUUCCUUUGGCACCAGAUCAGGUGUAUUGUCACAGUCCUGUUCCUGGUGGGACAGGGAAAUGAAAAACCACAGAUAAUAGAUGAAUUACUAGACAUAGAUAAACAUCCCAGGAAACCUCAGUACUCAAUGGCAUCAGAACUCCCGUUAAAUCUCUUUGAUUGUGAAUUCUCCGAUGAUAUUGAAUGGAUCUAUGAAGCUGAUUGGCAUGAAGAGAAUAUAAGACACCUACAACAAAUGUGGGCCCAGCAUGCUGUUAGAACUGCAAUGUUGAAAAGAAUGCUAGAAGCUAUGGACACUGCCAAAGUAGAAACAGAUAGUGAUAUUGCCCCUUGGGUUGACCUCAGUCCUCCACUGUAUUCCCAAUCUGAUUGGAUAGUACCAGGAAAGGUCAAAGUUUAUAAACCAUUAUUAGACAGACAGAAAUGUGAAAGUUUGGAAGACCGAAUAGAACAUUUUGCUAAGAGGCGGAAAAUUAUGUCUGCAACAGAAUCAUCAGCCGAGACUACAUGAUAGCAAAAAGAUAGUGUGGACCCACAUGCAUGUCUUACCAAAACAAGAUGGUUUCAUUUCACAAUGGAAAAUCAUCACUGAUUUGAGGCAUCAAAUUUGAAAAUAUCUGUCUCAAUUGUCAUGGAAAUAUAACGGAAAAAGACAAAACAAAAACUAAAUAAUAAAGAUAUGAAAUCAACAUUUCAUAUUUGUUUCAAAGGCAGCAAGAGUUAAAGAGAAGUCAUUUGACACCAAAGCAAUACAUGUAUUUGAUGUGUAAUACACAUAUUUGAUGGUUACACACCUGAGCAAUACACUUAUUUGAUGUGUUACUGUGUAAAUUGUUGACACCUAUUAUGCUAGUCAAUUUUAGCUGCGUUUUGGUGCAGAAUAUUAUUACAAGGGUGCUAGAGAUUACAUUUCUAUUUUUAACUUUAUUCCCUGUUUUGUUUACAAUAUUUUAAUUAAUGCUGCAUAAUUUUGUUGAGAGAAUAUUAAGUGCUAAUUUUUGAUGGAGCAAUAGUUUGUUUAUAUAUUUUGUAUAUAAUGUUAAAUGUGGGGAAAGGAAAUACUCAGCUUGUCCGUGUUCUGCUGUUGUAACCUAGAUGCAUUUUUAAGAUUAUUGAGUAGAUAACAAUUUUACCACAGUUGCCAAUCCUUAAAUAUACAUUUCCAGG
This is a messenger RNA of Mytilus trossulus (common blue mussel), 3536 nucleotides long. RefSeq lists its product as uncharacterized. The transcript has 15 exons. The coding region runs from base 103 to 2880 and encodes 925 amino acids. Gene Ontology annotation, cellular component: cytoplasm; nucleus. NCBI's taxonomy places the organism in Eukaryota, Metazoa, Mollusca, Bivalvia, Mytilida, Mytilidae. The record is from RefSeq and is a predicted model, not a curated record. Gene Ontology annotation, biological process: mRNA pseudouridine synthesis; tRNA pseudouridine synthesis. Gene Ontology annotation, molecular function: pseudouridine synthase activity; RNA binding.